Gadus chalcogrammus (walleye pollock) is the source of this 1265-nucleotide messenger RNA. RefSeq names its product sialidase-3-like. The record is from RefSeq and is a predicted model, not a curated record. Gene Ontology annotation, biological process: oligosaccharide catabolic process; ganglioside catabolic process. Lineage: Eukaryota; Metazoa; Chordata; Actinopteri; Gadiformes; Gadidae. Bases 89 to 1228 code for a protein of 379 amino acids. Gene Ontology annotation, cellular component: lysosome; cytoplasm; membrane. Gene Ontology annotation, molecular function: exo-alpha-sialidase activity. The transcript has 2 exons.
AGGAGGUGGUCUUUUCAGCAUUGACAAAAAGCAACGAAAGGCUUUCCAGUUUUUAAUCAUUGUGCUAUUUUUCUGCAGGAACUACAUCAUGGGUUGCGAAAAUUCAAAAUGUGGAACUGCUGAAUCUGUCAAAACAACUUUGUUUAAAAAGUGCUGUUGCUUUACGUACAGAAUACCUUCUCUGCUCUACCUGCCUGGAACCCGCACAUACCUGGCCUUUGCAGAGAAGAGGAGAUCCUCUAAGGACGUUUGCGCAAAAUGUCUCAUGAUCAGACGGAUGACUACAAAUGUCCACCCUACAGAGUGGUCCCCCCCCAAGGAGCUGUAUAAGGAGCUGAUGAUCACCGAGCUCCCCAACCACCGCAACAUGAACCCCUGUCCCGUGUACGACAGCACGACCCAGACCGUCUUCCUGUUCUACAUCAGCGUCCCGUGCGGUGUCACCGAGCGUGAACAGAUCGACACGGGGAGGAACCAGGCGCGGCUGUGUUGCGUCUCCAGCAGCGACCAGGGGGCCACGUGGGAGGCCCCUCGGGACCUGACGGUGAGCGUGAUGGGGGAGAUCAGGGUGUCCACGUUAGCUGUUGGGCCCGGCCACGGCGUCCAGCUGGACAGCGGGCGCCUGGUGGUGCCGGCAUACGCCUACCUACCCCAGCCCGGCAAAUCGGAGUCACGGGCGUUUUCCAUCUACAGCGACGACGGGGGGAGCCUGUGGCAGAUGGGCAAACAGCUGGACUCGUGGUCCAACGAGUGCGAGGUGGCGGAGGUGUUCGAUGGCGCUAAAAGCGUCCUGUGCUGCAACGCCCGCACUAGAGGGUCGCGGCGGGUGGAGGCGCAGAGCACGGAUGGUGGCGACACUUUCCAGAUGUCCCCGGAAACGUCGAUGCUCGUCGAGACCGGCACAAACGGGUGCCAGGGCAGCAUCAUCGCCUUUCCCGCCCCCAACCAACCAGAGGGCGCGGUCAGGCAGACCUGGCUGGCGUUCAGCCACCCCACCAAUCAGAGUUUCAGGCGGGACUUGGGCAUGUCUCUGAACCGCACCCCCCUGCAGUCCCACUGGGACCCCCCGAAGGUGAUCCACCGCGGGCCCAGCGGCUACUCAGACCUGGCCUACAGCCAGGAGGACCAGCGCUUCUCCUGUCUGCUGGAGUGCGGGGAGAAAAGCGAACUCGAACAGAUCGCCUUCAUGUCUUUCACGCUGGAUGAAAUCAGGCAGACCUCCAGCUAGGCAAUGAGAUUUGAAUUUGAUUAUGUUUUCGCCAAAA